Messenger RNA from Symbiodinium sp. CCMP2456, 1227 nucleotides. The record is from the annotation of a GenBank genome assembly. NCBI's taxonomy places the organism in Eukaryota, Dinophyceae, Suessiales, Symbiodiniaceae.
AUGUACGGUGAAGCGAGAGUCAAGCACUGGCGCGGCAGCGACGAUGUUCUGCCAGAGUGCGUCGACAAAACAGACCCCCGGCACCCGGCCAACGAUCGUCUGUACAAGGAUGUUCCCCCGGAGGAGCUGCCGGGAGGGGAGUCCUUGACGAUCACAGCAGCCAGAGUUAUCCCGUACUGGACGAAGACAAUUCUUCCUUUGCUGACAGGCCAGAAGAGCAUCUUGGUCGUGGCGCACCGUGACUCCCUCCGAGUUCUCUUCGGGCACAUUGAGGGCACGGAAGCCAGCUCCGUGUUCGACGGCACCUCCCAGACAGCUCCCUUGUGCUUCGACUUCAGUGAUGACGGCACCUUCGUGAAGAGGUACAGCUUGAGUACUCUUAGCCCGGAGCUCGGCUUGAGUCCUUCGCGGCUGGGCCUCACGCGCUUCCACAACCAACCGGGCAGCCAGUACAAGAAGAUCGGGGAGGUUGUCUUCUUGAGGCAUGGAGAGAGCGAGUGCAAUCUCAAGGAGCAGUUCACCGGCUGGGAGGACUCGGGUAUGACGCCGAAGGGGGUGAUGCAAGCGAAGAAGGCAGGUCGCUUCUUGAAGGAUCACAACUUCAAGUUCGAUGUCGUCUUCACUUCAGUCCUCAGCCGUGCUAUUGAGUCCGCCACGUACAUCUGUGAGGAGUCGAAUAACACCCAUGCACCGGUGGUGAAGCACUGGUGUCUCAACGCCCGGCAUCCGGGUGUCCUACAGGGCUUGACGAAGCACCAGGCUAUCGUGCUGUAUGGUAAGGAGAAGGUCAACAUUUGGCGCGGUAGCUAUGACGUGAUGCCGGAGUGCGUCGGCCUGGACGACGUGCGGCAUCCUGUGAAUAACCCGCUCUACGCGGGUAUCCCGAAAUCCGAGCUUCCACCAGGUGGCGAAUCCUUGGCCCGGACUGUAGACCGAAUCGUGCCCUACUGGCGAAAGUGCAUCGCCCCUCGCAUCAUGUCCGGUGAGUCCGUGCUCGUGGUCGGCCAUAAAAACUCCCUCAAGGCGCUUUUCAUGUACCUCGAGGACACAUCUGAGCAUGACAUGUUCGAUGUCAAGCCAGUCUCGACCACUGCCCCACUGGUGAUGGAGUUCGGAGUGUGCGAGUUCAGCGGGCGGCUGAUGAUUCUGAGAAAGUAUUUUGUGAAGCACACUCUGGAAGAAGGUCUGGCUCAGAGCCGGUGCAUGGAUGGCUCCUUCCACAAGUGA